Messenger RNA from Penicillium riverlandense, 417 nucleotides. RefSeq lists its product as uncharacterized. The transcript has a single exon. The coding region runs from base 1 to 417 and encodes 138 amino acids. Lineage: Eukaryota; Fungi; Ascomycota; Eurotiomycetes; Eurotiales; Aspergillaceae. The record is from RefSeq and is a predicted model, not a curated record.
AUGCUGCGCCGUCCACCACGCACUCUCACCCUCGCCAUAACCAGCCUCUCCACCCGCCCGCAACCACAAUUCCUCCCCCGCCAGCUUCCGCUCUUGGUCAAAGCCCCACCACCUCUAUACUGGACGGCUCCACCCGCCUCGUCUCCUCCAACAUCAUCCGCCUUCUCAACCCGGGCCGCACUGCUCACUACCAAGCCCCGUCGGUCCAAAUCAAAUGAGGAGAAAGAUGACGAGAUCUAUGAGAAGCCUCCGUCUGCGAGCUUGGAGUCUCUCGGAAUCAGUCGGAAUGUCAAGGUGUUCUUGUUUGUCGUGCUGGGGAUCUUUGGUACGAUCGAGACGUGGUUUUGGUGUAAGGCUGCGUGGGUGUGGUGGAAGAAUCGAUUUGGGGGUGGCGAGGAGACUCCGGAACGGAGAUAG